Coniosporium apollinis CBS 100218 is the source of this 1671-nucleotide messenger RNA. RefSeq lists its product as uncharacterized. Gene Ontology annotation, cellular component: membrane. The transcript has 4 exons. NCBI's taxonomy places the organism in Eukaryota, Fungi, Ascomycota, Dothideomycetes. The record is from RefSeq and is a predicted model, not a curated record. Gene Ontology annotation, molecular function: transmembrane transporter activity. Gene Ontology annotation, biological process: amino acid transport; transmembrane transport. Bases 1 to 1671 code for a protein of 556 amino acids.
AUGGCUCCAACCGCCUCGACGGCCCAUUAUACGGGCCAUGCCGACUUCGAAUAUGCGACCCAUCGUCGCAGAAGCUCCCGCUUGGGAAGUUUGGGCUCUGAUCGCGACCGAGAGCUUGAAAACGCCGAAACCAGCUCAGCUGAUGCCCUCCUAGAGGCCAUGGGCUAUCAGCCUGAAUUGGUUCGAAGCCGAUCAACGCUGCAGGUGGCCUUCAUGUCUUUCGUCCUCGCUGCUAUCCCAUACGGGUUGGCGACGACCUUCUUCUACCCUUUAGUCGGCGGCGGACCUGUAACCAUUAUCUGGGGCUGGCUGGCCGUAUCGCUCAUCAUCCUUUGCGUCGCCAUCUCGCUGGCCGAGAUUACGUCCGUUUAUCCCACCGCUGGUGGCGUCUACUAUCAAACGUUCAUGCUGUCCCCUCCAUCGGUUCAGAGGAUCGCGUCUUGGAUCUGUGGCUGGGCAUACGUGGUCGGAAACAUCACUAUUACCCUGGCCGUGAACUUUGGAACGACACUGUUUCUUAUCGCCUGUAUCAACGUCUUCGAGUCGGAGCCUGGCGUUGGCAUAUUCCAGGCGGAGACGUAUCAAGUUUAUCUUAUCUUCCUUGGCAUCACCCUACUCUGCAACGCCGUCUCGUCGCUCGGUAACAGGUGGCUGCCUAUUUUGGACACUUUUGCCAUCUUCUGGACUUUCGUAGGCGUGUUAGCGAUCAUUGUUACCAUCCUAGUCCUCGGGAGGAAUGGCAGGCGCAGUGCGGAUUAUGUCUUUACACAUUUCGAACCCAACUCCGGCUGGACUCCCGGUUGGUCGUUCUGUGUGGGUUUGUUGCAUGCGGCGUACGCCACAUCGUCUACUGGGAUGGUUAUCUCUAUGUGCGAAGAGGUGCAACAGCCGUCCACUCAAGUUCCCAAGGCCAUAGUGGGAACCGUUGUGCUUAAUACCCUUGCCGGCCUUCUUUUCCUAAUCCCUCUGGUUUUUGUCCUUCCUGACGUUCUGGAACUCAUCGCCUUACCCUCUGGCCAGCCCAUUCCCACUAUCAUCAAGCUAGCGGUUGGCAACUCCGGGGGUGCAUUCGCUCUCUUGAUCCCUCUCCUUGUGCUCGCAAUAUUCUGCGGCAUAGGCUGCACGACCGCGUCAUCGCGCUGCACCUGGGCUUUCGCACGUGACGGGGCUAUUCCCGGCUCCAAGUGGUGGAAGCAGGUCAACCACAAACUCGACGUCCCGCUGAAUGCUAUGAUGCUCAGCAUGGCGGUGCAGAUCCUUCUCGGACUCAUCUACUUCGGCUCUGUCGCCGCAUUCAACGCCUUCUCCGGUGUCGGCGUCAUUUGCCUAACUGUCAGUUAUGCGACUCCGAUUGCUGUUUCUCUACUUGGUGGCCGCAAAGAAAUCAAGAACGGCCACUUCAACUGGGGUGUUGUUGGUAUGGUGUGCAACAUCAUUGCUAUCUGCUGGAGCUUACUCGUGAUUCCGCUCUUCUGUAUGCCAUCAUACAUCCCCGUCACUCUGACAACGAUGAACUACGCCAGCGUAGUCUUCGUCGCUUUUGUUGUCAUCUCGUCCGCCUGGUACUUUAUCUGGGGUCAUAAGAAUUACCAGGGACCACCGCCCACUACAGUCGGCGAAAUCCCGCCGAAUCCAGUAGCGAUGCCCUACGAAGAUCCAAAGAGAUUCUAG